AAUGCGUACCGGGCUACGGGAGAGGGUUGGAGGGGAGGGUUGAAUUUUCGGCGCAUCGCCCGCGUUAUCCGUCGUGACCGAGUCGCUCGCUACGUUUCAGCAUGGCGGCGACCUGCGUGGUGCAUCCGAUGGACGUGAUAAAGAACCGGAUGCAAAUGCAAAAGGGAAAGGUCUCGAUUUGGAGUCUGAUCGGCACGAUUUACAGCAAAGAGGGCGUCGCCAAGUUUUACAGCGGCUUAACGGCCGGCCUGGUGAGGCAAGCCACGUACACGACCGUGAGACUCGGAAUUUACAAUCAGAUGCAAGAUUUCUGGAGACAGAGACGCGUCAGCUCGCCCAGUUUCGGUGUUCUCGCGCUCAUGGCCGGGACUGCUGGUGCUACGGGAGCCUUUGUCGGGACCCCAGCCGACGUAGCUCUCGUGAGGAUGACAACAGACGGUAGAUUGCCAAUAGAACAACGACGAAAUUACAGGAACGUGUUCGAUGCGUUCGAGAAGAUAAUCAAAACGGAAGGAGUAUUCGCACUCUGGAGAGGAAGCACGGCCACGAUGGCGAGAGCCGUUGUCGUCAACGUCUCGCAAUUGGCGACUUACAGUCAAGUGAAAUAUUUGAUAGCGACACGACUGAACGUGCCGGAAACCAUAGCCCUGCACUUUUACGCGUCGAUGGUGUCCGGCUUCCUGACCACCUUCAACUCUAUGCCCUUCGACAUCACCAAGACCAGAAUACAGAACAUGAAGAGCACCAGCAAGACACCAGGCACCAUCGCAGUCAUGAUGUCCAUCGCGAAAACCGAAGGGAUAGGAUCUCUUUGGAAGGGUUUCUGGCCGACCUACUGCAGAAUAGGCCCGCAUACCGUGUUAACUCUCGUCAUCAACGAGCAAUUAAUGCACUUCCUGAGAGAGCUGUACGAGCGAUGA
Harpegnathos saltator (Jerdon's jumping ant) is the source of this 920-nucleotide messenger RNA. Its product is annotated as mitochondrial 2-oxoglutarate/malate carrier protein. The transcript has 5 exons. Lineage: Eukaryota; Metazoa; Arthropoda; Insecta; Hymenoptera; Formicidae. The record is from RefSeq and is a predicted model, not a curated record. The coding region runs from base 102 to 920 and encodes 272 amino acids.